UUUGGCAUUCUCCAUCUCCACGAGCAGCGUGCCAAGUUUUGCACACCCAUUAGUUCACGCACUUGAUUUCUAUUCUGAAUCACGUGACCACAGAUCACGAAGGACCCGAGUCGCAGGCGGAAAUAAGAUAUUCCAGUCUCAGAAGGAAGUAAAAUUCAGCGGUCGGUACUUUAGACGGAGGUGCCUGGUUGAUUUUGUAUCGCCUUUCAGAAGGUCUAGAGUCCAUGAGUGAAGAAAAAGUACGCAUCAGAAAAAUGGCGCACGAGCACAGGAGCGAGCGGCUGUCCCUGGCGGCGGGGUUGGCCGUGUGCAGCUUGGCGGUGACCGUGGCCGUCCUGCUCGUGAGCUUCCUGCACAGCGGCGGCCUGGUUCGGCAAGACGACGUCGCCUCCCUGCGAGAGCGGCUUGCCUCGGUCGAGAAGGAGUUGGUGUACUGGAGAGAGAAGAGCCAGUCACUUCUGGAACGUGUGACAGUGGUGGAGACUAAGAUUCAAGACGGACUCUGGUCGGAACACAGUUCCGUACUCGACACAAAGGCCGAGGGCUCGGAGACUUUCGACAACGGUUCGGUAGGAGUCCAGAAGGACGAAGACUCGAUCCAGCGGAUGCGGUCAAAGAGGCAGGCUGUUGGGCAUGGCGGAAACCCGGAGAGAUUGCCAAUUUCAGGAUGUAUACAAGGCCCUCCAGGUCCCCCCGGGCCUGUCGGACGGGACGGUCGGGACGGGGUACAGGGACCUCCUGGUCCCCUUGGGCCUGUUGGACAGGACGGUCCAGACGGGGUACAGGGAUCUCCUGGUCCCCCUGGGCCUGCCGGACGGGACGGUCGGGACGGGGUACAGGGACCCCCGGGGCCUGCUAGCUGUGGCUGUUAUGGAGAAGAAGUGCCGCGGCGUAUAGCCGAUUUGGAACAUGGUCUUGCUGCGGUGGAGAAGAAGACUUCCCAGAUAGAGACGCGCUUGGUGUCCUUCAACAACACAGCGGUGGGAAGUGCGACCAACCCGGCAGUGUCCUGCAAGUACAUCAAGGACCAUGUGGACGGAGCGGAAGACGGACUGUACCACCUUCGCAGUCCGGGAGGGGUGGUGUACGAGACCUACUGCGACAUGACGACUGGCGGUGGCGGAUGGACUCUCGUGUCCAGCGUGCACGAGAACGACAUCUACGGCAAGUGUACCGCCGGGGACCGCUGGUCCUCCACCCGGGGAAGCACCACUAACUAUCCCGAAGGGGACGGCAACUGGGCUAACCACAACACUUUCGGCUCGGUGCCGCUGGCGACCAACGACGACCUCAAGAACCCAGGUUACUUCAGUAUUAAUGCCUCUGACGUAAUGCUGUGGCACGUGCCCAAUGACAAGCCGCUGUCCCAGUACAAGUCUGCCGCCUACCUGAGGUAUUACACAACCAACGGCUUCCUACAGCAGUAUGGCGGCAACAUGUACUCCCUCUUCAAGGACCAUUUUCCGAUUGUGUACAACGGUGGGACUACAGCCGACAAUGGACCGGCUAUUCCCAUCACAUGGGACAGAGGCAGUAAUGGGCUGAGGACUUCACUCCUUGCUCCAAACACAGUUUCACAGGUGACCCCAGGGUUUGUGCAGUUUCGUGUGUUCAACAAUGAACGCGCUCCCCUCGCUGUGUGCCCAGGAGUGAGGUACAACGGUGGUGAUUCAGAAGCUGUCUGCAUCGGCGGUGCGGCGUACUGGGAAGAAGCAGCCCCUCGGCAGUGUGGAGACUUCUCGUCCAAGGCCUGGGAUGGAUACGGAACCCACACCGGCUGGAGCAGCAGCAGGCUGGAACUGGAGUCAGCAGUUCUCUUCUUUUACCGCUAAAAUGAUUGCCGAGGAAGUCAGAUUACUAGUCUAUUAUUUCUCUGUGACAAUAGUGUGUGAAAAUCAGCUGGCUUGAACAAAUCAUCUUCAGGAAACUUUAUGUAAUGUUCCGUUGUGCCUUGUUGGUGCAAGAAAUGACUUGCAUUCAAACGUUUCUUAUCAUUAUGGUAUGCGUUAUGGGAUAUGUCAUGUAACAUUGUUAGAAGGCCUAAAGAUGAGUAAAAGGUAGGAUUUGAAUAGGAGAGGAUGUACAAAUGUCUCAGUAUACCAUAGAUGGAGUAAAGCAGAACAAAAGGGAAGCGUAAUGAGUAGAGUGGGAUAACUCUUUAGCUGAUUGACCUACUUUACACUGCAAUCAUUCCUCAGUAAGACAUCUGCAGCUGCAUGUGCUCUGUUAUAUCUGAUGUGUGCCAAAUCAGUGGAUGUAAUUUGAAAGUUUCCGUUAAUUCCUUUACUGUACGUACUCCUGAGUUGACUCCGUAGCCACUAGUAGUAAAGUCAUUGAAUGAAAACAUGGCGUGUCUGUUAUUACUGUUGUUUGCAGGUGGUUGUUUGACCGUCUGAU
Molecule: messenger RNA, 2397 nt
Organism: Branchiostoma belcheri (Belcher's lancelet)
Lineage: Eukaryota; Metazoa; Chordata; Leptocardii; Amphioxiformes; Branchiostomatidae
Product: intelectin-1-like
Exons: 8
Coding region: 225-1832 (535 amino acids)
Molecular function (GO): oligosaccharide binding
Source: RefSeq, a predicted model, not a curated record